AUGGUCCUUCUACCGCCUGAGAGUGCCGGGAUCGCACUCGGGUCGCUGAGCCUGUUCGGUCAAACUCUGACUGCCUGUGUGCACGGUUUUGAAAGGUACAGCUUGGUCAGGAACUUGGGCACUGAAUUCACUGAUCUCCAGCGGAAGCUGUCUUGGACACGCUCCCGUCUAGCCACGUGGGCCUCGGAUUGGGGAAUAUCAGACGGCCGCCACCUUGAGGAUGACCGGUUCCAGCGCUAUGUCGAGAUGGCGACAAGCCACCUCGUUUACAUCAAUUACCUGCUCGCCGAGCUUGCGAAGGCGGAGGAGGCUCUGCCUACACUAGAAACGGCGGGCUGGCAAGCUCGGUCUCCUGUCGCGGCUCUGAGCAGGUGGUCUAAGACCGGAGAUGUCUCAGCUGCGGAGCUCAAGGAUCUGACAGACAAGAUUGAAAGGCUCAACGCUGAAGCGAGCACCGUGGAAAAGGUGCGGUACUAUCUGGCAGACAGCCGAGCGCCCAGGAUGGUGGACACGGUGAGGUCCAUGGUCGAGGAUCUCUUCCUUCAGUUCCCACCCCCGAGAGACGACAUCGCCGCCUCACUGGCCCGCAACCGUGCCCUCCAGUCCAACAGCCACGCGACCUUGGAUGCGGCCGCCCGGGAUGCCAAGGUAGACCCAGCCCUGGCGGCGCUGACACUGCUCAAGGUCGAGAGCCUUCGCCUCGAGCAGCGCUCGGAUCAGCUGGCUAGCGCCGACCCCGAGGAGCCUACCUAUGUAAUAGUGGAGGGAAGUGAGGCAUGGAAAGGGUCCCGAGGCACCGCAUUCUACUUCAACGAGGAGAAGUUUCCCCGUCGUGUUCCCGUUCUUGUGGAGAAAAAAGAGGUGCCCAGCGAAGGAGGCUACCAGCGCCACCACGAGCGCAUCCGCAACGUCGCGCGGCUGCUGUCGAUGAAGGGCAAGCCGCGCGAGAUGCGCACUCUCGACUGCCUGGGUGUUGUAUCGGUUGGCGAUGAGACAUUGACGACCCACAAGCUGCUCUACCGCCUACCAGCAGCCCGUUUUUUCACGCUCAGUUCCAUCCUCAACGGCCAACGUGCGGCGCCCUUGCCUCUGGGCAAGAAAUUUGCCUGUGCAAAAGUGUUAUGCCGCGCCGUACUCUGGGUACACCUCGCUGGGUGGCUGCACAAGAAUAUCUGCAGCAGUAAUGUUGUCUUCGCCGCUGACGAGGUAUCACAAGUCAACAUCGCCGAGCCCUAUAUCUGCGGCUUUGAAUACAGCCGCCAUAUCAUAGCCCCGCAGGACACAGAACCUCUGGCUGGUGACGCCAGCAACAACAUGUACCGCCACCCGGAUGUACAGGGACUCCCCCAAGCCAGUCGCGGGACUGAGAGGCCCGAAUUUGGGAAGGCGCACGACGUGUACGCCCUUGGCAUGGUCUUGCUGGAGUUGGGGUCCCGCCGGUCCCUGAGCGGUUUGAAAGAAAGAUAUGAGGACUCUGGGCGGCGGUGGUCUGCAGAACCAUUUCGCGAAUGGCUUGUCAACAAGGAAGUUAUGACGCUCGUUCCUCGUAUGGGGGAAAUUUACACAGAUGUGGUGCGAAUCUGUCUGAAAGGGAUAAAGAGGGACGAUGGAGAGAGUUUCCAGGAGACCUUCUUCAAGAAAGUCGUCAAGAAGAUUGAUUUGUGCACAGCUUGA
Cordyceps fumosorosea ARSEF 2679 is the source of this 1674-nucleotide messenger RNA. Its product is annotated as HET-s/LopB domain protein. The transcript has a single exon. The record is from RefSeq and is a predicted model, not a curated record. Gene Ontology annotation, biological process: protein phosphorylation. Gene Ontology annotation, molecular function: protein kinase activity; ATP binding. NCBI's taxonomy places the organism in Eukaryota, Fungi, Ascomycota, Sordariomycetes, Hypocreales, Cordycipitaceae. The coding region runs from base 1 to 1674 and encodes 557 amino acids.